AUGACACUCAUGGAUAUCGCCUCUGCUAAUUCCCUGGCAUUUGCCAAUUAUGACCUGAAAAAUGAACCUCAUAAUGGCAGCUCUCUGCUGACUUACACUGUUCCGUUUUACCGAUCUUGUGUUGACGCAAAUGUUCCUCCGCAUAUGUGUCUUUGCAUGGACGACAAAGCAUUGCAAACGGAGGAUUACGCGAGUCAAAGGCAGCCUCCAGGCAGAUCUGGCUUCGAGGAUCUCCGUGGAAGGUAG
Cylicostephanus goldi is the source of this 246-nucleotide messenger RNA. NCBI's taxonomy places the organism in Eukaryota, Metazoa, Nematoda, Chromadorea, Rhabditida, Strongylidae. The record is from the annotation of a GenBank genome assembly.